Messenger RNA from Suricata suricatta (meerkat), 4216 nucleotides. RefSeq names its product transmembrane channel like 7 (gene TMC7). The transcript is spliced from 16 exons. Gene Ontology annotation, cellular component: plasma membrane. The record is from RefSeq and is a predicted model, not a curated record. Bases 15 to 2201 code for a protein of 728 amino acids. Gene Ontology annotation, molecular function: mechanosensitive monoatomic ion channel activity. Lineage: Eukaryota; Metazoa; Chordata; Mammalia; Carnivora; Herpestidae.
CGCGGGGCGCAGCCAUGAGCGAGUCCAGUGCCAGUGCGCACCCGCCGGGCAGGCCGGGCAGGCAGCCCUUCACCCACCCAGAGAACCUCUCCUUGGACUCCAGUUGCUUUUCCUCUCCACCUGUGAAUGUCCUUCAAGAAUUGCCAAGCUAUCGGUCCAUUGCACGCAAGAGGACGACCAUUCCUACCCGAGAAAAGCAAAGUGGCACUUUGCUGAAGCCGACAGACUCUUACAGCUCCCAGCUGGAGGGAGGAAUCGCUGAAAACCUCAAUAGUCAAUCGAUUCGGAAGUACGCACUGAACAUCUCUGAGAAGCGGAGGCUAAGGAACAUUCAGCAGACCCAGAUGAAGUAUUUAUCCGAGUGGGACCAGUGGAAACGGUACAGCAGCAAGUCUUGGCAGAGGUUCAUAGGGAAGGCUCGCGAGAUGACAACCCACCUGGAGCUGUGGCGGAAGGACAUUCGCGGCAUAGAAGGGAAGUUUGGCACUGGGAUUCAGUCCUAUUUCUCCUUCUUGCGGUUUCUGGUGUUGCUGAACUUGGUGAUCUUUCUGAUCAUCUUUAUGCUGGUUUUGCUCCCAGUCCUGCUCACCAAGUACAACAUCACCAACAGCACCUUUGUGCUUAUUCCGUCCAAAGACACAGAUGUUCAAUGCACAGUGUAUCCAUUAAGUAGUUCUGGACUCAUUUACUUUUAUAGUUAUAUCAUAGACUUGCUCUCUGGCACUGGUUUCUUGGAGGAGACCUGCCUCUUUUAUGGACAUUACACCAUUGAUGGGGUGAAAUUUCAGAACUUCACCUAUGAUCUGCCCUUGGCCUAUUUGUUAAGCACAAUUGCCUACCUGGCCCUGAGCCUUCUUUGGAUAGUGAAAAGGUCAGUGGAAGGGUUCAAAAUCAACCUGAUCCGGAGCGAGGAACACUUUCAGAGUUACUGCAACAAGAUCUUUGCCGGCUGGGACUUCUGCAUCACCAGCCGCAGCAUGGCCGACCUGAAGCACGGCAGCCUGCGCUAUGAGCUCCGGGCAGAUCUGGAGGAAGAAAGAAUACGGCAGAAAAUAGCAGAAAGGACCUCAGAAGAAACGAUACGGAUUUACUCUCUGAGACUGUUCUUGAACUGCAUUGUUCUGGCCGUUUUAGCCGCGUGCUUUUAUGCCAUUUACAGAGCAACGAUAUUCUCACAAGAGCACAUGAAAAAGGAAAUUGACAAGAUGGUGUUUGGAGAAAACCUUCUGAUACUGUACCUGCCUUCUAUUGUGAUCACGCUGGCCAAUUUUAUCACCCCGAUGAUCUUCGCCAAGAUCAUCCACUAUGAGGAUUACUCCCCAGGCUUUGAGGUCCGGCUGACAAUUCUUAGGUGUGUGUUCAUGCGGCUGGCCACCAUCUGUGUGCUGGUGUUCACCCUGGGCUCCAAGAUUACUUCCUGUGGGGACUACUCCUGUGAGCUCUGUGGCUACAACCAGAAACUCUACCCGUGCUGGGAGACCCAAGUUGGGCAGGAAAUGUACAAGCUGAUGAUCUUCGACCUCAUCAUCAUCUUGGCUGUGACGCUCUUUGUGGAUUUUCCCAGAAAGAUCCUGGUGACCUAUUGUUCCUCUUGGAAACUGAUUCAGUGCUGGGGACAGCAGGAGUUUGCCAUUCCCGAUAAUGUUCUGGGGAUUGUUUACGGGCAGACCAUUUGCUGGAUUGGAGCCUUUUUCUCCCCUCUUCUCCCUGCAAUUGCAACCUUGAAAUUCAUUAUCAUCUUUUAUGUGAAAGAGAUGAGUCUUCUUUAUACCUGUCGGCCCUCCCCACGGCAGUUCAGAGCAUCCAAUUCUAAUUUCUUCUUCCUGUUGGUGUUGCUGAUAGGGCUGUGUUUGGCAGUAAUCCCUCUGACGAUCAGCAUGGCACGCAUCCCCUCCUCGAAAGCCUGUGGGCCAUUCACCAACUUCAACACCACCUGGGAGGUGGUCCCCAAGACAGUGAGCACCUUUCCCAGCUCCCUGCAGUCCCUGGUCCACGGCGUCACGUCGGAAGCCUUUGCAGUGCCUUUCUUCAUGAUCAUCUGCCUCGUUAUGUUUUAUUUCAUCGCCCUCGCGGGAGCACACAAGCGGGUGGUCGUCCAGCUCCGAGAGCAGCUGUCCCUGGAAAGCCGUGACAAGCGUUACCUAAUCCAGAAGCUAACAGAAGCCCAGAGGGAUAUGAAGAACCGUCCAGACUGGCAGUGAGGGCCCUGCUGCAUGCCGCUCAGAAGCUGACCUGCCGAGCCUGCCGGGGCCACCUGGGUUUGGGGCAGAGAUUUUAAAAUAUAUUUUUCUGGAGUUGAGGAUUUUCCUGAACGUAGCUCCAUAGGAUGCAGCUGCGGUGGCCGCAACCCACCCCUGACGUAACCCAGCCCCUCGGUAGGGCUUCAGUGACUUAGAAAGGUCAGGUUCAGACCUGGUUUGCCUGUAGACCAGCAGCUCGGUGCUCUUCUCCCAAAACUAACUUACUUAGCCGUGCAGGCUGAUAGAACAAAGAUUGAGGAGGAGGGUCCUUUUAUAUUUUUCAGAGCUUAUUUGUGUUGUCUGUGGUUAACUGUAGAGCCGUCCAUUCCUGAGACCCGGGCUCAUUCUCUUGAACCAGGUCCUGGAGGUUUGGGCCGAGAAGUGUUCCUUAAGAAGUAGGAACCCUUUUAAAUGGUUCUGUAGAUGACUUAAAAUGAGACCUGGUUUUUUCUUUUCCUCAUGAAGGAGAAAUCCUUGAGUCAGGAUGUUGGGACGGAUGAUGGAAGCAUGGAGGGGGUGGCUAUGGAAGUCCAGCGACCUGGUAGUAAUGUGAGAGAGAAAAGCCAUUCCUGUUGCGCGAAUGAGAUUAAGCUUCAGGAGGAGGGGAUUGCUGUGGAUUGGGGGCCUUGGCGUCUUAGUUCCUGGGCAUUUUGCUGUCACCUUACUACUUGGGGGGUUGCGGGGGGAGCUGUCUCUAAGGCGCUGGGCAUCCUCGGGUCUUCACUUCCCUUCUGGUCCUGAGUUCUGAGACUUAGCAGAGGCCCUGGGUCAUCAAACCUAAGAGACAAAGUUCGUCUUUCAAGUCUUCCAAACGCCAUUUCCCUUCCUACACUGAGGUCCCCGUUUCUGAGACUCACUUCCGGAGCCAGGCUGGAGUGUGUGCCCAGAGCGCGGGGCGCCACGGCUUCUGUGCGCCAGUGUUUGAGGACCGCGGGCUGCAGCACCAGACCAGCUUGUGCAGGUGUCCCGGGUACGCUGAAUGCUGGCGUCUACGAUGCCCAUUUCCAGAUGUUAAGGGCUAUUGUUUUCUUGUGCCUAAAAUUUUAAGUUUUAUUUUGCAAGAUAGAGUAUCACUUAAGAUUUCCGUUACAGCAGAAAACCAUAUGCAGUAAAUACCUCAUCAUAAACUUACAUGGAAUUGAUAGCUCUGGACCUUUUAAUAUAAGCCUAAGUUAUUGUUCCACAGAAUCAGUUUGUGUCUGAAUUAUCUUCAGAAUCUUUUUCAAAGUACUGAGUUUUGUAACAGACCACUGGAGUCCUUGCUCUGUUGUUUUCCUUCCUUUCACUGGCUCUAAACCUUUCCCAGGGAGCAGCCUGGAGUUUAAAGCCGGCUGCCUGGGAAGCCGCUGCUCUAGGUAUUUCCCAUCCCCACCCCCACCCCUCCCGCCAUUCCUCAGAAACCAUGGACUCCUUGCUCUGAAGAGCAAAGCACUCUUGCCGGAGUUUACACAUUUCUGUGUAUUUGUUCCUUUGCCAGACCAUUUUUUCUUGCUGUUCCCCAGAGUUGGCAUUAACAUGGGCUACUUUAGUACCUAUGAGACCAGUGAGCUUUUCUGGCUAAUAACUAGUCUCAUGGAAUUUUGAGUAACCGAAAGUUCACUCUGUCCUCACCCCAAAGAAUUCUAAUUGUUGGUAUUUUUGCCUAGUGCACUUAUUUAUAUAUGUUUUUGCCUUCACCAUGCUUCUGAGAACAGUCAAGUUUGUGUGUGUGUGUGUGCGCGUGUGUGCACGUACUUAAAUACGUGUGUGAGACAGAAGCUCCAUUUUCCUACCCUAUUAUAAAAUUGAUACUGAAGUAUGCUAAUAUAUUCAUUUUGGUUAAAUGCUGCUGAUUUGCAUACCUCUUACUUGAAUGUUUUUAUACAUUUUGGUAACUAAUAACUUCAAGUGAUGUCUGUAUAAUUAUUCAAGUGCAGGUCUCUCUAACAAAUGUGCCUUAAAACUACUGAUUAAACAGCAUCUUGAAGGUUUUAAAA